Molecule: messenger RNA, 923 nt
Organism: Tribolium castaneum (red flour beetle)
Lineage: Eukaryota; Metazoa; Arthropoda; Insecta; Coleoptera; Tenebrionidae
Exons: 2
Coding region: 136-891 (251 amino acids)
Biological process (GO): tRNA modification
Molecular function (GO): RNA binding
Source: RefSeq, a predicted model, not a curated record
CUGUUAGGUUGGUCAGGCGUGAUGUUUCAGCUAACCUAAUUUUUAAGUGCGUAUUUAUUUUAACUUUUUAUGCUUACAAAUAAAAAAAUAUUGGAUUAAUACGUGUUAUUAACAAAGAACAGUGGGGUCGUAGUCAUGAGUAAGCCAGUUGUUUCCAAACAAAAAUCCAAAAAAUACUACUUUAAAAAAACUUCCAACAAAAGACUGAGCUUGGACGUGAACUUGCGGGGCUUCCUCUGCAGUUGUAACAACAGGGAAAAGGACUGCAUUAAGGAAUCUUACAAUUUACUAAACGAAUAUGCUGACAAAUUGUACCAAGAGAGCAACGAACCUGAAGCUGAGCAAGACAUUGACGACUCGUUGGCUAAAGAAAUAUCCGAACUGAAGCAAGACAAGAGUGAAAAACGAUUCCAGGUUAUAGAAUCUGGUGCCAAAAAUUUCCUAUUCAUUAGGACGAGUUUGGAGAAUCCGGUUGAGCUAGCAGAGGCGAUUAUAAAAGAUGUUGAUGGGAGUAAGACCCAAAGAACGAAAUUUUUGCUGAGACUGAUUCCUGUGGAAAUUACGUGCAAGGCGAAUGUGAGUGAUAUUGUCAACGCAUUUGUGCCCCUCGCCCAGAAACACUUUGUGGAGUCCCCGCAAACGUUUUGUGUGAUCUUCAACCACCGGAAUAAUAAUGUUGUUUCGCGGGAUGAAGUCAUAAAAUUAAUUGCAGCGAAAGUGUCCGAGCUGAGGCCUGAUCAUAAAGUUGAUCUUAAAGAGGCAAAAGUGGCUAUUAUUGUUGAAGUGAUAAAGGGGUUUGCGUUUUUAAGUGUUAUACCUGACUAUCUUAAGCACAAAAAGUAUAAUUUAUUGUCACUUUGUAGUCAAGAACAAGUAGCUGAUUGUAAUUAAUGUUGCAAUAAAAUUUUCUAUUAAUAUAAAAA